AUGCAUCGAAGGAAUAACACUAACGUGGCCGACUUCAUUCUUUUGGGAUUUACAGAUGCUGAAGACAUCCAGCUGGUGCUCUUUGUGCUCUUUCUCCUGAUAUACCUGGUCACUGUUCUGGGGAAUGCAGGGAUGACACUGCUCAUCAGCCUUGAUGCCCAGCUUCAUACCCCCAUGUAUUUCUUCCUCAGUCACCUGUCUUUCAUUGACCUCAAUUACUCAUCUGUCAUCUCACCGAAAACCUUACAUAACUUGCUGACCUCCAACAAGAAAAUUUCAUAUGCAAGUUGCUUCACUCAACUGUCCUUUUUCGUAUUCUUUAUUGCUUCUGAAUGUGUUCUUCUCUCAUCCAUGGCCUACGAUCGCUAUGUAGCCAUCUGCAAUCCUCUCCACUACCCUGUUGUCAUGUCCCCAAGACGCUGCUGGUCUCUUGUCCUCGGGUCCUAUUUUAUAGGUUUUAUAGACUCUUUUGUCACUCUGCUUGGCAUGAGAAAAUUGACCUUCUGUGACUCCCAUGAAAUCCAUCAUUUUUUCUGUGACACAUCCCCUCUUAUAGCACUGUCUUGCACUGAAACCCAGGACACUGAACUCAUUAUACUCAUUGAUGCAGGCUGUACCAUUCUGGGAUCUCUAAUCACAAUAUCAUUUUCCUAUGUGUCCAUUCUCUCUGCUAUUCUGAAAAUUAAAUCCACUUCAGGAAAGAGAAAAGCCUUCUCCACCUGUGGCUCGCAUGUGGUGGCAGUCACCAUCUUUUAUAGCACUAUGAUCUUCAGUUACUUAAAACCAAAUACAUCCUACUCCUUGGGAAAGGAUCAGGUGGCUUCUGUGUUUUACACUAUGGUGACCCCCAUGCUGAAUCCCCUUAUUUAUAGUCUUCGCAACAAAGAAGUGAAAAAUGCUGUCCUUAGACUCCUUCAGAAGAGAGAGGGCUCCAGACACUUGAAACAGUGA
This is a messenger RNA of Talpa occidentalis (Iberian mole), 951 nucleotides long. Its product is annotated as olfactory receptor 8H1-like. Gene Ontology annotation, biological process: sensory perception of smell; G protein-coupled receptor signaling pathway. Gene Ontology annotation, cellular component: membrane. The record is from RefSeq and is a predicted model, not a curated record. Lineage: Eukaryota; Metazoa; Chordata; Mammalia; Eulipotyphla; Talpidae. Gene Ontology annotation, molecular function: olfactory receptor activity; G protein-coupled receptor activity; odorant binding. The transcript has a single exon. The coding region runs from base 1 to 951 and encodes 316 amino acids.